This is a messenger RNA of Cotesia glomerata, 3586 nucleotides long. RefSeq lists its product as uncharacterized. The record is from RefSeq and is a predicted model, not a curated record. The coding region runs from base 442 to 2406 and encodes 654 amino acids. The transcript is spliced from 3 exons. NCBI's taxonomy places the organism in Eukaryota, Metazoa, Arthropoda, Insecta, Hymenoptera, Braconidae.
UGAAACUUCUUUAGAAUCGUUGUGAUUUCAAACCGGAUGCAACGAAAAAACGACAGGUAAGAGACACAAAUACAAAAAUGUGUAGGAUGAAGCCAGGGGAAAGAAUGAGACAGAAAUAUACAUACAAUUUGUAUAUUAUCGGUCUCUCCUCUUUGUUCCAUACUUCGUAGCGUCCCCACUCCCGUCUUCUAAGCAUAGUCGCCUGUAAUUUGUGAGCCAGAGCGAGAGAGCAGAUGUCAGUGUGUAUGUAUAUUGCACACUGUUUAAUACGUGCUUGUAUUUGAGCAUUUAACGUGUGUAGUGCAUGUGAAAACUACGUGAGCUUACUGUACACUGUAUGCGGCUGCGUAUUACAGCGUUUUAGUAAGAUAGCGUGGUGUGUUAUUAUUUAACUGUUUGUGAGUAUUUUUAUAUCUUGUACUAAAUAAUAAAUUUUAUAAAAUGCCGAAAACUAAUGCCGAAAUGUGUCGUCAAUAUCGACGCAAAAAAAAUGAAAUUAAAAUGAAAAAAAAUUCAGCAAAAAGUUCAACAGAACGUAGUCGCGAGUUUCGUGCACGUAAAAAACAAUUAUUGAACAAUCAAAAUAGAUGUUCAGAUAUAAGUGUCAAUGUGACUGAUGUAAUAAAUGACCACUCUCAGCAACAAAAUAGUGUUCCAACGGGAUAUAAUUUAGUAAAUAAUGAUUAUAACCCUCCAGUAGAUGUACAGCCAGAAAUUCCAUACUCACGGUUUCGUCGAAAUAAGUUUGCUCAUAAAGAAUUUAACGACAAGUUUUUAAACAAUAUGUUUGGUCAUAAGUGCUCCGUUUGUGAUCGAUUGUGGUUUAAGUUAGAUUUAAAAUCACCACGUGCUGAAGAUGAACAAUUAUUAAGGGUAAUAGUUGAAAAUUACAAUACAGUUGAAGAUAUUUUACUGUGCAACACGUGUUACCAAGCAAUUGGGAGGAAAGUGAUUCCUAUAAUGUCUACUUAUAACGGUUUUAAAUAUGAAAAAAUACCUGAGGUUUUACCACCGCUUGACUUAAUUUCGGAAAGACUUGUCUCACCACGAGUUCCAUUUAUGCAAAUUCGACGGUUACGACAUGUUCAUGGGCAAUAUGGAAUUUAUGGACAAAUCAUUAAUGUACCAGUCGAGGUAAACAAUAUGGUAAAACUCUUACCCCGUAAUGUCGAUGAUGAUUACUGUAUUAACGUACACAUUAAAAGAAAAAUAAUACAUAGAUCAAGCUAUUUAAUGGGACUAGUUAAUAAAAGGACAAUUCGUGCAUGGCUUCAGUAUUUGCUUCAAACUCCACUUUAUUUAUUUUACGAUAUUAAAAUUGAUGAAAGCUUCUUCAACAAUAAUAGUAAUAAUGAAAUCGAUCUAGAAGAAAUGAGUGAAGAUAUACCGGUCGAAGAGAGUCUAACAGCACAACAGAAAACUCUACUUUGGAAUGAAGAUAUGUAUUUACGGAUCGCUCCUGGAGAAUAUAAUAUUCCCAAAAGUAUAAUUUUUGAUGAACAUGCCGAAGAACUUUCUUUCCCAUCGAUUUAUUUGGGUCAUUUCCGAAAAUUCAGAGAGGGAGUAAAUGCAACACCGUUCGCAAUAGCAACUAGCGAAUUACGAAGAUCAGAUCGGCGUGGAGUUACUCCACAUCAUUUAUUAUAUCUAGCAAUGAAAAUUAUGAGGUUAAGAGUUCGUGACUCGCUUACGAUUGCAUUUAAACAUGUGGGAAAAAAUACUAAUAUUACACGGCAGCAAGUUGAGUCAGCUGACUACAUUAAUAAUUGUAUCGAAAGUAAUUUAGCUUUUCUGCGCUCAAUACCAAAUUCAGUAUGGUAUUGGAGCGAUCGAAAAAGAGAUCUUUUUGCGAUGAUUCGGCAACUAGGAAAACCUACGAUGUUUCUUACUUUGAGUGCCAAUGAAAUCGGAUGGACCAAUUUAAUACAAUUAUUGUACAAAUUAAAAAAUAACGGUACUGAAAUUUCAGCUGAACAAGCUGCGUCACUGGAUUACAUAUCUAAGACUACACUAGUGAAUGAAGAUGCUGUGACCUGUGCUAUCUAUUUUAAUAAAAUAGUCAAUAUAUUGAUAACUAUUCUCCAAUCAAAGAAGAACAGCCCAUUUGGAAAUUAUUAUGUUGUCGACUAUUUUAAACGAAUUGAAUUUCAGCAUCGUGGUAGUCCUCAUGCACAUAUUUUAUUGUGGCUGAAUGACGCUCCAUCAGAUCCUCUUGGUACAAACUAUCAAGAUACUGUAAUGAUGAUUGAUCAAUUGAUAUCAAUUUCUUCAUCAGAAGCUUCUGGACAUAUUCGCUUGCAAAGUCACAAACAUACCUUUACCUGUUAUAAAAAGUACAUGCCAAUCAACCUCAGAAAUGCCGAUUUGAUGCUCCAUUUAUGCCAUGUAAAUCCACUACAAUAUUAAAACCAAUGCAGAAAGAUCAUCCAGGAUAUGCUGAUUACGCUAAGCGGUAUAAACAAAUACAAAUUAAUCUUGAGAACAAUGAUUACGAGAAUAUUGAAAUGUUUUAUGCACAAAAUCAUAUAACUUCUGAUAAUGAUUAUUUUCAUAUUCUUGAAGCUGGAAUUACCAGACCUAAAGUAUUUUUGAAGCGACAACCUAAAGAAAAAUGGCACAACCCUUUCAAUCCUUUUAUUCUCAAUGUCUUACAAUCAAAUACAGAUAUGCAAUUUAUUAUCGAAGAAUACUCAUGUGCAGCGUAUGUUGUUGAAUAUGUCAAUAAAACUAAUAGGGGUAUAAGUAAUUUACAAAGACAAAUUCAUGAAAUCAUGGAUGAAAACCCUGAGUUUGAUAUAGUAGAAAUAACUAGAAAAAUGAGUGUUAAUAUGCUCAACACCGUUGAAUUAACAAGCCAGGAAGCAGCGUGGUACCUUCUUCGUGAACCUAUGUCUAGAAGUUCAGUCUCCAUAGUUUAUAUUCCCACCGUUUGGCCUAUUGAACGACAGCGUAUUAGACGAACACAAAAAGAAUUAGAUGAAUUAAAUAUCGAUGAAGAUUCAACAAGUAUUUGGAAGGAAAACUGGUUUGAUAAAUACGAGAAGCGGCCACAAGAAAUGGAAGAAUUAUCACUUGCACAAUUCGUUGCUAAUUUUACUAAAAAUUCGCAAGGUGAUUAUAUUCGUCGAAAGCAACAACGCAUCAUUCGUUAUAGGAAUUAUGACAUAGCCUCAGAUAUAAAUGAGUAUAAAAGAGAAAUGGUGACUUUGCAUAUCCCAUUUCGGAAUGAAGAAUUCGAGAUUCUUGAAGAGAUGAAAUUUAUUAGGAUUUACGACGAAAAUGAAAAUCAAAUUCUGGAGCGACGUAAAGAGUUUGAAUCUGACUUAGACAUUAAUAAAACUAUAGAGCUAUGCCGAAAACUAUGUCGCGAAAAUGAAGAAGCAGACGAUGACGAUGAGAUUCAUGAUAUUGCCACUAGAUUUCCAGAAAUUAAUCCAUUCCAAACGCUAUAUGACAAUCCGAAUUCGGAUGUAAACAGUGAUUUACGUCUCGCAACCCUAAAUAAACUUGGUGCCAUUGCAAAACGGAAAGAAAAUUUAAUGCCUAACGACCAAUAUUAUGAGCUGAUGAAAAUGGCAAACCAAAA